Messenger RNA from Fundulus heteroclitus (mummichog), 1214 nucleotides. It is a transcript of the gene mrpl12, whose product is annotated as mitochondrial ribosomal protein L12. The transcript is spliced from 5 exons. Gene Ontology annotation, cellular component: mitochondrial large ribosomal subunit; ribosome. Bases 151 to 738 code for a protein of 195 amino acids. Gene Ontology annotation, molecular function: structural constituent of ribosome. Lineage: Eukaryota; Metazoa; Chordata; Actinopteri; Cyprinodontiformes; Fundulidae. Gene Ontology annotation, biological process: mitochondrial transcription; translation. The record is from RefSeq and is a predicted model, not a curated record.
UUUCUAACAGUUCACGUAAUGCAUUGUGGGUAGGUCAGGCACAGGGAGGACGCCAUGUGCUGUUGAGGCAGUAGUGGCACCGGAGUUGGACCUGUCUGCGAUCGUCUGGAUUUGCUGUUCUUCUCAGCGGAGGUUCCGGUUAACGCCAGCAUGUACUGCACCACGCGCUGCCUCCGGGCCGCCAUGCGGGCCGCCGCGAGCACACACCGGCAUCACCUUCAGCAGCAGGCACCGGCCCUGUGUUCUCUCCGACUAAUGAAAACCAGCCCGACCUCGCAUUCAGACGCCAUAGCCACGCCCCCUCUAGACGGAGCGCCCAAACAGUACUCUCCGAAAAUCCAGCAGCUGGUCAGCGACAUCGCCAGCCUCACCUUGUUAGAGGUGUCGGACCUCAACGAGCUGCUCAAGAAAACCCUGAACAUUCAAGAUGUUGGAAUGAUGCCGAUGGGGGCAAUGGCUGCAUCUGCUGUCCCUGCAGCUCAGGCCAGCGAAGAGGAGGAGGCGCCGGCUAAGAAAGAGAAGACCCACUUCACAGUGAAGCUGACAGAGUUAAAAGCGGCUGAAAAGGUCAAGCUUAUAAAGGAGGUGAAGAACUGCAUCCAAGGCUUGAAUCUGGUGCAGGCUAAGAAACUAGUGGAGUCCCUUCCCCAGGAAAUCCGGGCCAAUGUAUCCAAGGAGGAAGCAGAAAAACUCAAAGCAGCUCUGGAGGCAGCAGGGGGCACUGUGGUGUUGGAGUAAAUCAGUGGAAGCACACGCGCCCGUGUACUCCGGAGUUUUCUUCUUCAUGCACUUCCUACUUCAUCGAAACUUUUUUUUUUUUAUUAUUCAAAAAGAGGAUCUCCAGAGAAAUGGAAAAAACCCAACAUUUUUCCAACGAUCCCAUCUUUUAGCAGGGUCAGGCGGGAUGGUACAACUCGGACUGAACUUUACUGAGAACCGACGUCCACAGACGACCCCUGCACUCCCUGCUUAUGUGCUCGUGUGUUGCGUAGCUAGGAAGCUACAGAGAUGCUGGCCUGGAUGCCACAGAUAUCAGUGGGUAACUCUGUGUUGACGGUAAACUGUUCACAGAAAGAAGUUGGAGCUGUAUGAGAAUGGGUUACAAAUGUGGAGUAACACCAAAUGUAUCUAGCUCAGUGGAUGUCAGCGCUGAGUCCAUAAAUACUCAGUCCUUGAUAAUGUCAUUAAAGUUGAAUUAUUCAUAUUUCAUCUUU